Gilbertella persicaria is the source of this 762-nucleotide messenger RNA. RefSeq lists its product as uncharacterized. The coding region runs from base 156 to 722 and encodes 188 amino acids. The transcript is spliced from 4 exons. Gene Ontology annotation, molecular function: peptide-methionine (S)-S-oxide reductase activity. The record is from RefSeq and is a predicted model, not a curated record. NCBI's taxonomy places the organism in Eukaryota, Fungi, Mucoromycota, Mucoromycetes, Mucorales, Choanephoraceae.
AAUGUAUACUAUUGUGAAAAGAAAUGAAGUGCAUAGUUUCGUUUGCAUAAUUCUAACCUCUAAUUGAACAUCCGAUCAUCUUCGAUUGUGAGACCCCAAUAACGCGAUUUAUUCUCUUGACUAAGCAAAAAACAAUCUCUUUUUUUUUUAUCAGAAUGUCUUCUUUUCUCUCUCGUACUCUUCUUGUAACUCACCAUUUAAAUUCUCGGUCUUUUUCUACCAUGACUACUGAAAAAGCAACUUUUGCAGCUGGCUGUUUCUGGGGUGUUGAACACAUCUACAAUAAGCAUUUCAAACAACUCGAUAUCAAAUGUAAAGUAGGCUACAUAGGUGGCGAUUUAGAGAAUCCUAGCUAUCGCCAAGUCUGCUCGGGGAAAACCAACCAUGCAGAAGCAGUCCAGAUUGAUUUCGAUCCUAAUAAGGUCUCAUAUGCUUCUCUUGUCGAAUUCUUUUACAGAAUGCAUGAUCCCACACAAAUCAAUGCUCAAGGCCCUGAUAAAGGCACUCAAUACAGAUCAGCCAUUUUCUAUCAUUCGCCUGAACAAAAGACAGUGGCUGAACAAGUGACAGUUGAGGUUCAAGAAAAGCAUUUCAAGGGUAAGAAGAUUGUUACUGAGCUAGUGCCUGCUGGUAUCUUUUACGAUGCCGAGGACUACCACCAGAAAUACUUGGAAAAGAACCCUAGUGGCUAUGAAUGUCCCACUCAUUUCUUGCACUGGUAAUUGAGUCACAUUGUUGAAUAAACGUUUCUUUUUUUUUUCU